AUGUUUGUCUACUCCAAUUAACUCUUCCGCAAAAAUAGCAACAUUUGCCUCUCGGAGACAGCGUACCAGCACAAAGGAACGAAGAAGAAGUGCAAGAAAAAAAAUCAAGCCGCCAUAAUUCAGUGAUAGCGGCAGUGUCUAAUGGACAAACCACAUCGCAAGCCCUGACCGAA
Messenger RNA from Porites lobata, 173 nucleotides. NCBI's taxonomy places the organism in Eukaryota, Metazoa, Cnidaria, Anthozoa, Scleractinia, Poritidae. The record is from the annotation of a GenBank genome assembly.